Messenger RNA from Candidozyma auris, 3360 nucleotides. RefSeq names its product histone methyltransferase DOT1 (gene DOT1). Gene Ontology annotation, biological process: DNA repair; DNA damage checkpoint signaling; regulation of transcription regulatory region DNA binding. Lineage: Eukaryota; Fungi; Ascomycota; Pichiomycetes; Serinales; Metschnikowiaceae. Gene Ontology annotation, molecular function: histone H3K79 methyltransferase activity. The record is from RefSeq and is a predicted model, not a curated record. Bases 1 to 3360 code for a protein of 1119 amino acids. Gene Ontology annotation, cellular component: nucleus. The transcript has a single exon.
AUGAAGAUAACGUCUCAAACAGCGAUUCAUGAUCCUUAUGGUCUCAUGACUCCGGAGACUCUGGAAAACUCGUCUCCCCUGGUGAAUACGGCGUUAACUAUCUAUGAGAGCCUCAGUCAUGAUCUUGAAUUCGAUGCACGGAAAUCAGCCCUCAUCUCAAAACGCAUCAACUUCCCUUGGAACGAGCUCAAAGAAGCGCUUUUUUUACGUCUAAAAGGUACCGCAAUCACUAAGGGUGAGAUGGAUCUCAUCGUUCACGAGUGGCAGAAACCGGGCCAGGUGGACUUCGAACUAUUGAAGGAUGAAUGUUUUGCACGUAGUGCAAAGGAAAUAGAGGGAAUGCUCAGCAAACUUUCUGCAUCAUACAAGAAAUUUGCUAGUCCCAACUUGCUUUUAAUCCCAACUCUUGAAACAUGCAUAGCCCGUCGUGAGUUUUUAAGAAGUGAGGUUCUUAGGUAUAUCUCAAACGAUAUGAUACUUCACUUGCAAGAACUACUUCCCAGAAGGUUUCGAAGAAGACCCUUCUGGCUGCAGCGGGAGGAGGAAUUCGUGUCCCAUGCUGUGAAAAAUGAUUACUCCAUGAAAGAGAUGCAAAGGGAGUUAGUCUUCCGCACGCCAGGGCAAAUCGAGGCUAAGGUGGAAUCAUUAUCCCAGAAAAUGCAUAAUACCAGAGCUGAUGAGGCAAAAAUGUUACAUGGAAAGGCUGAGUAUUAUAUGAGCAACGACCUUACCUACAGCGCUGUAUCGCAUGCUAUAGAUGUUGUGAAGACGGACCUCUUAAUAAAGGCUAUUCGUAAUGCCAUAGAGGAAAUGGGUGGAAGCCAAAUGGUACCGUUUACAAAAGGAGAACUUGAUUACUUGCGUGAGAUUGUUAAUAAAGAGUAUUCGAUGGAGACAAUACAGAAGGAGCUCAUCUUCAGAGAAGAGGAAGAAAUACGCGACAAGCUCAAGUUAGUGCUGAUUACGUGUCUUCGAAAAAAAAAAUUUUCUAGCAGCGUCGACAGGCUAGUUUACGAGGCGGAAUGGUAUGCUUCAAUGGGUAAUACUGACAACGGUGGCUCAAGACGCAGUCGACAUCGACCAUCCACAAGAAGUUCUUCAACACGGGGAUCAGAUGCCGUUGUGCCGAAGCAUGAUGCUCCUCAUACGCAAAAGCAGGAGAGUUUAAAAAACCGGCGUGAAGUGAUAGAACAGGCUGCGCUUAAAAGAAAAGAUACUAUGCGUAGAAAGCGAGAAGAGAGGCAGAAGUUUCUUCAGAAAAUCAAUCCACAUAACCAGACAAACGCAGGGGGGUGGGAACUGAAGCGCCGCCUACGCAGUAAGGAGAAAUCUUCCCUCGUGGAUUCCCUUCUAGCUGAUGCUACCUGGUUUCAGAGUGUAACUGGGGACGGAAGUGAAGUUAAAGAGGGCCAAAAAAGAAUAAGAAAGCGUGCGUCACAUUUUGUGCCAGAGUUUGAAUCCAGACAAAAGAUAAAGAGAGUGAAACGAAAAUUAGAGGAUGCCAAAGCUGCAAAGGCUGCGGAGAAGAAGACAGCCAAAGGCAAGCGCAACGGCAAAGUUCGUAAACAAAAACUCCGACCAGGAAAGAGGGGCAGGGGUCGACCUAGAAGGGAGGAAUACACCGAUGACUCUGAAGCGGGCACAGAUUCGGAACUGGAUUCCGAGUCCGAAUCUGAUACAGAGUUGGGAAAUGAAGAAAUCGGUUCAGCAAGUCCCCAACAUCUCCUUGAAGAAGAAGUCUCAGAAGAGGAGGAGGAAGAGCCCAGCCCUUUUGAACCAACAAAUGUUCUUAAUGACACAUUGGUGCCUCUUAAAGGAAGGCGGUUCUUUAAUAAGUCAAUUCUGAACUUAGCACUGAUGCCAGAGAAUGUCAAGUUCACAGAAGAAGCGCUGAUGUUGGAGUCGACCGAUGAAGUUCCCUUUAGCAACCUUACAGCUGUUGAUGUUGUUAAGUCUCAUGCGAGAAAUUACAGAUCUCUACCGGACUCAUUUCCUCCCCUUACUAUACGCCAAAACGACGAGGACAUCGUCAACCCAAACAAUAUUGUUAGAGUGAGACAUCUUCUUUAUCCGCAGCAUACUGACGCUUUCAUCCUAGCUCUGCCUAAAAGUAAUGAACUCAACCCGCUUCUUGAGAUUCAAAAGAUGAUACAGAUUCAUGCUGCGCUUUAUUUCUCAUACUCACCUGAACUUCAGGAAUAUAUCUUCGAGGAAUAUUGCCAAAAGCUAAAACAAGCUGUCGAUAACAACAAAUUCAAUCAGUUCAUGAUUUUGAUCGAUCGUUGGAAUUUAUUGAUGCUAGAACUCACUCCUUACGCCCUUGAAUGCGAUCCUUCUGAUGAUAUCAAUCCAGAAGCGAGGUUGUAUCUUCCAUUCAACUAUCGAAAAAACCAUUCAGAGUCCGAUCUCAACUUGGAGAUGUUUUUCACUGAGAUCAUCAACAAAGGCCAGGCGAUAAAGCAAAGAGGCCGCAAACCUUUGAGACAGUUAGACAUCAACGAGGCCAAUGGCAGCUACUCGGAAAUUCGACUUAGUAGUGAGAUACCGACUGGCGUUGCAAGCAUAAAGGAGAGUACCGACCACGCUAAUGUUCAGAAGCAUUCAUCUCGAUUUAGUCAUUUGCGGCCUGCUAAUUAUUCAUUUUGCCUUUUGCGCCUUCUUAAAAGUCAAAGAGCAAUUUCGAGAUAUGCGGUGCAGCAGAUACUUAACGCCGCUUACAGUCGAAUAGUGGGACCGAACUCAAGAAAAUUACGUUCAUACAAGGCAUUCACAGCAGAAGUCUACGGUGAGCUUCUUCCAUCCUUCAUUUCUGAGGUGUUCACCAAAGUUGGAUUGAAGCCACUGAGCCUGUUCUACGACCUAGGGUCGGGCGUUGGAAAUACAACAUUUCAAGCAGCAUUGGAGUUUGGAGUGAAGGAAAGCGGGGGCUGUGAAAUCAUGUCACAUGCAUCUAACCUAACUAGUUUACAGACCACGUUCUUGGAGAAAAAAUUGCAGGUUUGGGGCUUGCAUCCUCUAAAUAUCACAUUUGCUUUAUCUCAGUCUUUCGUGAACAAUAACGAGGUAAGAAAGAAAUGCCUAAACUGCGAUGUGAUUCUUGUCAACAACUACCUUUUUGAAUUUCCACUUAACGUUGAAGUGGGCAAGCUUUUGUACGGACUCAAACCGGGGUCCAAAAUUAUAAGUCUUAAAAACUUUAUUCCCCCGAGAUACAAGGCAGGCAGCGAGAACACGGUUCUAGACUAUCUUAAAGUCGAGAAGUUUGAAAUGAGUGAUUUUUACUCAGUCAGUUGGACUGCUAAUAAAGUCCCCUAUUAUAUUUCUACAGUACAAAGGAAAAUUCUUCCUGAUUAUCUAUGA